AUGGCAGGGUUGGUUGAAGGGGCUCUUCUUGGUGCAGUGGUUCAAGAAGGGGCAAAACCCAUCACAAACCAGAUAUCCAAAGCUUUCCAUUUCAAAACCACCCGCAAAAACCUAGACUCUCUUGUGGAUCGUCUCAUGCCAUUUGCCGAAGAAAUUAAACUGUUAGACGAGGAAACAGAUCCUCCAAACAAAGAACCAGAGAGGCUAAUACAAGAACUGAAACAAGGGAAAGAGUUGGUUAACAAAUACUGCAAAGUCCCCUGGUGGAAAUUUUGUUUUCUACCUUUUUACCAAGAAAAGCUUCAUGCUAUGGAGCAGAAAAUUGUUAGAUCCAUUACCCUUGUUACCGCAAUUAGUACGGCAAGGGAUGUUAGAAAAGCAAACUCUUUAGUCACUGGUAUGAAGGGGAGACAAUUCAACAGGUUGUGUGAUCCUCCUGUAAAACCUGAUCACACUGUUGGGUUGGAUUUUCUUUUGAAUCAUUUGAAGAAUUGGGUGCUCGGUACAGACGAGUCUGUGCGCGUGUUAACUGGCUUGCCUAGAUCCGGGAAAACCACUUUAGCUACGCUGCUAUGUUGGGAUGGUCAAGUUAGAGGUAAAUUUGGAAAAAAUAUAUUGUUCUUGUCAAAAACUUCGAAUGCGGAGAACAUUGUGCAGAAUUUGUUUCAACAUUGUGGACAUGAUGAGCCUUGCCUCGUAGACGACGGGGAUGCAGUUAAACAAUUGAGUAGUUUGCUGAAGAAAAUUGGGGGAAAUUGUCCAGUGAUGUUGGUUCUUGAUAAUGUUUGCCCAGGUUUAGAAUCCUUUGUUGAGACAUUACAGGUUCAGGUUCCAUUUUGUAAAAUUUUGAUAAUUUCUAGAGUUGUGUUUCCACGGUUUGAAACGCUGUGCUUAAGGCCACUUGGCAUUGAUGAUGCGGUAACCCUUUUCCGCCGCUUUGCACUACCAGAUGAUGGAAAAAGAGGAACUUAUGUUCCUGAUGAUGAAUAUGUACGACAGGUAGCAAACAGUUGCUGGGGUUCUCCAGGGACCCUUAAAUUGAUAGGUGGGUCACUCCGUGGGCAACCUGUUGCGGUGUGGAAAAAAAUGGUGAAGUUGUUGUCCAAAGGUCAUUCUAUUGCUUGUUCUAAUCCUAAUUUGCUUAAUCUCCUGCAAAAAAAUUUGGAGGAUGCUUUGGAAAAUAAUCCCAUCAUCAAGGAGUGCUUUAUGGACCUUGGAUUAUUUUUUGAAGAGAAAAAGAUACCUGUUGCCGCCCUCAUUGACAUGUGGACAGAACUGAACGACCUAGACGACGACAACAUAGAUGGAAUGAACUUUGUUCAUGAGUUAGAUAACAUGAAUUUGGCUAAUAUUGUAGUUGCAAGGAAAGUGACAAGUCACGUCGACAAUUACUACAACCACCAUUUCCUUACUCAAUAUGACCUUCUUAAGGAGAUAGCUCUUAUUCAAGCCAGAAAGAAACCAUAUGAACAAAGGGAGAGAUUGAUUUUUGACAUUAAUGAAAAUAGUUGGGAUCGACAAAACCAGCAAAAUACCAAUGCUCGCGCGUUGUCCAUAUCAAUUGACAAAAUGUUCACCCCAGAUUGGAGCAAUAUUGUGAAAGUUGAACAAGUUGAGGUUCUGAUCUUGAAUCUUCAUACUGAUAAGUAUACCUUACCAGAUUGCAUAAGGAAAAUGACUAAACUGAAAGUUUUGAUAAUCACCAAUUAUAACGGUUUCAGCUUUGCUGAACUAGACAAUUUUGAGAUACUUAGUUGUCUACCCAAUCUUAGAAUAAUCAGAUUGCAACAGGUUUCAGUUCCUCCCCUUUGCACAUUGAAUAGUCUGCGAAAGUUGUCCCUUUACAAUUGCAAAACACAACAUGAUUUCGGAGUUUCAAUUUCAAAGAUACUCCCAAAUCUGGAAGAACUGUGUAUUGAUUAUUGCAAAGAUUUAGUAACACUUCCUGUUGGGCUUUGUUAUAUUACUUCCCUCAAGAAGCUCAGUAUCACAAGAUGCAUAAACUUCCUUGCGCCGCCGCAAGAAAUUGGAAACCUCGAGAACUUGAAAGUAUUAAGACUUAGUUCUUGCGCUGAGUUGGGGGAGAUACCAGCUUCAAUUGGAAAUCUUCAUGAGCUGCAUUUUCUUGAUAUAUCAGGUUGUGCAAGCCUUCACACUUUACCAGAAGAAUUUGGAGACUUGCAUAAUCUAAAAGAGCUUCAUAUGACUGGGUUUUCAACAGUGCCAAUGUCAGUCACAAAACUUGAGAGUUUAAAGUAUUUAAUAUGUGACCAAGAGACUGCUGAAUGUUGGGAACAUUUCAAGCCUAGCCUUCCCAAUCUUAAAAUAGAAGAGGCUGAAGUUAACUUAUUCAUUAUUGUAUGA
Molecule: messenger RNA, 2364 nt
Organism: Lathyrus sativus (Indian pea)
Lineage: Eukaryota; Viridiplantae; Streptophyta; Magnoliopsida; Fabales; Fabaceae
Source: the annotation of a GenBank genome assembly